Megalopta genalis is the source of this 4713-nucleotide messenger RNA. Lineage: Eukaryota; Metazoa; Arthropoda; Insecta; Hymenoptera; Halictidae. The record is from RefSeq and is a predicted model, not a curated record.
GAAGGGUCGGGCGCUAUAGAGGAGGGUUCUGGACAAGGAUGGACAUGAGCAGCGAGUCGAGCGCGGCUAGGUGGUACGAGCCACCUAGAUCCACCCUGGAGCCGCCCUCGGGAGGCGCUGGAGUCGCCGGAGUCGUCGGCAACCCCACCGACUACAGGGGAUACUACCCUCACGCUGCACCCACCCCGCAUCACCCCGCCGCCGCGGCUGCCGCACACUAUGCUCAUACAAGGAUGUCGAGCAGCGGCGUGACGAGCGGGCCGGUGAGCCAAGUGUGCCGGCCGCACUUCCACAGCUCGGUGCUGCACCCGUGGCUGGCGGGCAGCGGCGCGGACACGUCGAAGACGCCGUGGGGUUUCCCGACGUCGACGGGCUCGGGCGGCGGCGGCGUCGGCGACGAGAAGCCGCAGAGCCCCCUGGGCUCGUCCCUGCCGCCCAGCACCGGCAGCCUGUCGAGCCACGGCGGCGCUGGCGCGGGCCACCACCUGUUCUCGUUCCCGCCGACCCCGCCGAAGGACGCGACCCCGGACAGCAUCACGGCCAGCACGACCUCCACGACGAACAACAACAACAACAACAGCAGCGCGAACAACAACAACAACAGCAGCAACCCGUUGUCGGGCCUGGGCGGCGGCGCGAGCAGCGAGUACCAGGCGGCGGUGGCGCACGCGGCGGUGAUGGGCGCGUUCAUGCACCAUCAGGACGCGUUGGGCGCGUCGGGGGCCAGCUCGUGCGACGUCAAGCCGAGCGUGAUGCUGGGCCACCACCACGGGGCCCCGUCCCCGCCCCACCAGCAGCACAACGGGACCACGAACGCCGGGAACCAGGGGAACGGGGCGAACGGAGGGUCCGGCAGCGGGCAGGUCAAGCAACGAGAAGGUAAUAACCAAUCGGGCAGCCAACAGGCCACCACCGCGCAACAACAGCAACAACAGCAGCAGCAGCAACAGCAGCAACAGCAGCAGCAACAGCAACAGCAGCAGGAGUAUCAGGGAAACGGCGUGGCGGCCGGCGGCGGGGGUGGUGGCGGUGGCGCGAGCUCGCCCUCCUGCAGGGACAAUUACGCGGCCGCCGCUGCCGCCGCCGCCGCGGCCGCGGCCGCGGCUGCCUCCAACAGCCACCACACCGGGUCGCAGUACGACCCGGCUACCAGCGCCUAUAACAUGUACCAGCACCUGCAGUAUCCUAGUAAUGCCCACCACCACCACCACCACCAUCAUCACGGCGCCUCCUCGUCGUCUUCUACGUCUUCGUCCCACAACCCCCACAACGGGACCGCCGCGGUCACCUCGGGUCUCUUCGGGCAUCAUGCCGCCGGGACUGGGGCCGCGGCGGCUGGGAACGCGACCGGCGUGGCCGGCGUUAACGUCGACUCGAAGUUGUUGGUCGGUCACGCGCACCCUAACACGCCGAGCUCGCCGUCCUCCGCGCAGCAGCAGCAGCAGCAAAAGCCCAGGAACAAGUCGAGGACGUCCGCCGAGGGCCGCGAGUGCGUCAACUGCGGCGCUACUUCGACGCCGCUGUGGAGACGGGACGGCACCGGACACUAUCUCUGCAACGCCUGCGGACUCUACUACAAGAUGAACGGGCAGAACCGACCUCUCAUCAAGCCGAAACGACGCCUGUCGCUGCAGAGUGCGGCGAGGCGGGCGGGCACCAGCUGCGCCAACUGCAAGACUGCGACCACCACGCUAUGGCGGAGGAACCAGGCCGGCGAGCCAGUUUGCAACGCGUGCGGCCUCUACUACAAGCUCCACAACGUGAACCGGCCGCUGACGAUGAAGAAGGAGGGCAUACAGACGCGGAACCGGAAGCUCUCGUCGAAGAGCAAGAAGAAGAAGGCCGGCGGCUGUCUGGGUCUCGGGGGCGUGAUGGGCGACAUGAUCAAGGCCAGCGGACACCUGGACCUCGAUAACAAGCCGUUCCAUUCCGGAUUCGGUUCACCCAUGGGCACGUCGCAGCAUCAUCACACGAUGCAUCCGGCGAUGCAGCAUUACAUGUAUCACACGGGUGUCGGCGUGGCCGGAGGUCUUCAUCAAGGAUUUGCGCCACCGGCACCGCCCCCCAUACACCCGCACUCGCACUCGCAUUCCCAUUCCCAUCACAUGACCAGUCUUCAGGGUCUCCAGCUGGCCGCGACCACGAACGCGAUGACCGGUUGGCGAUCGGAGUACACAUGAAUCACGAGCGACCACCGGCUCGGGACGCAUCCCGGCACUCUCGUUCGAGCGUAAUCGAGUCGCGCUCCCCCCCUCUGCCCCCCUGCUCGAGCGCGGACCGGGAGGGGGCAGAGUCGCGCGAGAGAUAGCGGGGAGUCGAGACCGAAUUUUCCAUCGCGACGAUUCUCAACGUUUCCCCCUCACCCCCCAGCCCCUCCCAAUCGUUUCUCUCUGUCCCCCCACCUCUGCCACCACCGAAAUUUUCGCGGUCCCGCGUCGCUGUGUAAAUAUGUAAAGUUCUAAAUCCAGAGGGCCUACGAGCCCCGGCCCCAAGUACAAACGAAGUCAGCUAACUUGUAUCGAGUCUAAUUAAUACACUGUACAUAUUAUACGAGCCGUAAGCAGAAUAUUUCCGAACGAUCCCCGCCCCCACCAGCCCACCCCUCGAGCGCGAUUCGCCGUUCGGGAAGGUUCGACGAGGUUCGGCCGUAGGCUCCGCCCACCGUGGGACCGGCGACACCGAGCUGGACGAAGGCGAGCCAGCGUGGAGCCCGGACAAAGCCCUGUGUGACCAGGUACCGUCGCGUCCGGAGCCGAGGUUGUUCAUAGAUUGUGGGAGGAGCGACCGGAAGUCGCCGGGGUAUGAAGCCCCGGGGGCCCCGCGGAGUCGGUCCUCGGCGGCCAGUGGACGUUCUAGCGUGUAAGUGUGCUGUUAUUCGUGCGGAAUCGUCGCGAGAGACGUCGUGCAAUCUUCAGAGUUUCGUAUUCGGUCGCGUUCAAGCGCCCGGAGCCCGCGCGUGGGCGUGGCUAACCUUCCGAUCGGGCCCGCGUGGGCGUGGCCAGCCUGCCGAUCGGGCCCGUCCGCUCCGGACCUCGCCAAGCGAGCCGGGACGCGUCGUUUCUGAGCUCGUUUCGUCGCUUUCGGCGCGCCGGCUCCCCGUUCGCGCGAGUUUCGACAGGUUCGUGCUGGCCCGCGAAGCGGAGUUCGAGCGGGACCGUGGCGUCGACAGGCGGGACUAGUCCCCGAGCGUAAUGGGAACAGAGUGUGAAGUAGCUACCAAAAAAAAGAGUGUCCGGCGCGGACCUGGACGGGAAGGCAACCGGAAGCGUGUAAAAAAAAAAGACCCGACGAGCGUUUAAAGAAGUGGAAAGAAGUGUUGUAAAUUUUGUAUCUUCGAGAUUGCGUACCGUUAUUGUACCGAGUAUAAAUAUAUAAAUAAAUAAAUAAAUAAAUAUAUAUAUAUAUAAAUAAAUAAAUCUUUAUAUAUAUAUGAGAAAUUGAAAUAUAAAUAUAUAUGUAUAAACGAAUAUCGAUCUAUGGCCCCGCGGGCCACGGGAAAGCGGCCCCGAGGCAAAUGCCGCGGGAGAGAGAGAGAACGCGUUGAGGAGGAGUGGAAAAAGUGAUUGUGCAUAAAUUAGCGGUUAAUUGCGCAUCGUAAGAUUUGCAUCUAGAUAGUCGAGCGAUGGUAAUUAAAACGAUUUAUCGCGAGCGAAAAGGUUAAUAGCCGUAAAUGACGAUUAUCGUUAUUAUUCUUAUUACACACCUAUUAUCGUCGUCGCCGAUCGGCCGUCGGCCGAUUCUCCAUUCAUUAAUCGUUCUAAUUAAUUAAUUAAUUAAUCGCGAGGGACUCGGCCAAGAGAUCGAGUUGACCACGAGCUCGAGACCGCGUUGUGAUGAUCCUUUCUGUUUGCCGAUCGUCGGGACCGUUUCGGGGGAGACCGCGUGCGCGCGCGCGCAGAUCGACGAGGAUCGAUCGCAAGCCGCGACCAACCCCCCGCCCCGCACCGAUCUAUCUAUCGAUCCCUCGCUCCGGUGAAUCAAGAAACGUAUCCCUCUUUCUACACCUUCCCGCCUGAGCUCCUCGAAUAAAAAUCGGUCCCGCGAACGAGAGGCCUCUGCACACACACACGUUUGCCCGCCGUGUUUCACCGUGUUUAAGUGCACCCCGAAGCGGGAGAUCGACCGUGGACACGAUCGAAGGUGCGUCGGGGCUGGAUCGAUCGCUCGAGCUCGCGGCGGGCCAAAGGGGCGGGGCCGGCGGGAGUGGGAGGGCUCCGGGGCGGAGCGAGCAGGUGAGAGGGGGUCGGCGACCUUGUGAUUUUCCAGAGGAACCACUUCGAAAAAGACUGAAAAGUAAGAGUUCGCGAGCCCGCUCGACACCGGCACGCCCCCCGCCCACCUCUCCGCUGGCCACGCCCCCGGAUUCUUCGUCGGACGGGUCCAGGGCCACGUGGACGAGGAAGGGGAUGCGAAUGGGGGAGGUUAUUCUCGUAAUAGUAUUAUUAGGGAGUAGCGUGUAGAGUGUUUGUAUAAAGACGCUCGCGCGAGCGUGUGAGGCGUGCUAUGGACUAAGUGGGGAUUUUGGGGGCGGAGCGUGAUUUAGCCCCGCCCAAUGGAGCUGACGGAAUGGAACAGCCGGUGGGGAGGAACGAGCGAGACGGGCACGCGCAGUUUCGUCGCGGUUUUAAUUUCGAAUGUAAAAAGCGUCAUUGUAAGAUAUCGUUGUAAAAAAAGGUUUUAACUUAAAAUAAAUUAAAUGAUAAUUCACGCAUA